This is a messenger RNA of Mesitornis unicolor (brown roatelo), 867 nucleotides long. Its product is annotated as zinc finger protein 79-like. NCBI's taxonomy places the organism in Eukaryota, Metazoa, Chordata, Aves, Mesitornithiformes, Mesitornithidae. The transcript has a single exon. The annotation marks the transcript as partial. Gene Ontology annotation, biological process: regulation of transcription by RNA polymerase II. Gene Ontology annotation, molecular function: DNA-binding transcription factor activity; RNA polymerase II cis-regulatory region sequence-specific DNA binding. The record is from RefSeq and is a predicted model, not a curated record.
CCCUACAAGUGCCCCGACUGCGGGAGGUCCUUCAGGAAGAGAUGCAACCUUGUCCAUCACCAGCAGACCCACACCAGAGAGGGACCCUGUAAGUGUGAGGAGUGCGGAAAGGCUUUUAAACAUAGCUCCAGCCUGAUGAGACACCAGUUGACCCACAGCGGUGAGAAGCCAUACGAGUGUGAGGAGUGCGGAAAGGGCUUUGUGCAGAGCUCCAGCCUGAUCAGGCACCAGCGGACCCACAGCAGUGAGCGGCCCUACAGGUGUGCAGAGUGCGGGAAGAGCUUUGCGUACAGCUCAAGCCUUUUCAAUCACCAGCGGACCCAUAGCGGUGAGCGUCCCUACAAGUGUGGGGUGUGCGGGAAGGGCUUUGUGCAGAAGUCAACCCUGAUGACUCACCAGCGGACCCACACCGGUGAGCGGCCCUACAAGUGUGGGGAAUGCGGGAAAGCCUUUCGGGGAAAACCGAACCUUAUCCAGCACCUGCAGACCCACACCGGUGAACGGCCGCACAAGUGUGAGGAGUGCGGGAAGGCCUAUGGGUACAGCUCCAGCCUGAUCCAGCACCUACGGACCCACACCGGUGAGCGGCCCCACAAGUGUGAGGAGUGCGGGAAGGCCUAUGGGUACAGCUCCAGCCUGAUCCAGCACCUACGGACCCACACUGGUAAGCGGCCCUACAAGUGUGGGGAGUGCGGGAACGCCUUCAAAUAUGUCUCCAACCUCGUCAAUCACCAGCUCAUCCACACCGGCGAUCGGCCCUACAAGUGUGGGGAGUGCGGGAAGAGCUUUGAGCAGAGCUCCACCCUGAUCAAACACCAAUGGACCCACAGCGGUGAGUUGCCCUACAAAUGUGAGGAGUGCGGGAAA